AUGAUUGUAUUUAAAUCUGUGGGAAUAUUAUGCGGAAUAGCAACCUUAGUGAAAACUAAUAUGCUGAUAAGAAGCAUGGGUCCAGUUUCAGAACUAGACAUGGAAUAUUCAAUGGAUUGUUAUUUUCGGCAAUAUUGGCGAGAUACUCGUUUGAGCUUUCUUGGUCCUAUAAAAUCACUGUCACUCAGUAUAAAGAUGCUAGAACGGAUUUGGAGACCUGAUACUUAUUUUUACAAUGGGAAAAAUUCAUACGUUCAUACAAUCACAGUUCCAAACAAACUAUUGAGAAUAACUCAAGAUGGAGAUAUUUUAUACUCAAUGAGAUUGACGAUCAAGGCCAAAUGUCCGAUGGAGCUGCGCAAUUUCCCUAUGGAUCGCCAAAGCUGCCCUCUCAUCCUAGGAAGCUAUGCUUACACGCGAGAGCAGUUGGAAUAUCAAUGGCAAAACGCGGACUCUGUGACCUUCGUUUCGGGCAUGACACUAUCACAAUUCGAUCUGAUGAGUGCCCCUUACAGAAAUUUCACUUUUACGAGAAGAGAAGGUGAUUUUUCUGUCUUGCAAGUAUCUUUCAAUCUGCAGAGACACACAGGAUACUUCUUGAUUCAGGUUUAUGUACCAUGUAUACUCAUCGUGGUUUUGUCUUGGGUUUCUUUUUGGAUACACCGAGAAGCGACUUCGGAUAGGGUUGGAUUGGGAAUAACAACUGUGCUUACCCUAUCUACUAUCAGCUUAGAUUCUCGAACUGAUCUGCCUAAAGUGCGCUACGCAACAGCUUUAGAUUGGUUUCUCCUCAUGAGCUUUUUCUACUGCAUUGCUACGUUGCUUGAAUUUGCAGGGGUUCAUUAUUUUACGAAAGUCGGUAGUGGUGAAAUCAUGCAAAGCGAAGAUGAUGAAUGGGAAACUGUGACUUCUUCGAAGGAUGUUAGUGCACUUGGAGUUCCCGAAGAAAAGCAAAUAUCAGUUAGACGCAAAUGCUCAAUUAUUUGUCCAAUUUAUAAUGAUCCUGCAAUCACUUAUGGAACAAUUCACAGAAAAACACCUCCAUCGUGCAGACAUAAAAGAAGUUGCAGUCCUCUCUCGAUAAGUGCUACAAGUACACAAAUUACAGUAGAGCGAACGACUCAAACUGAGAAAGCAAUUCCUCGCUGGAAGCAAUUAAUAUAUUGCCUUCUUGGAAAUGAUGAGUUCAGGCGACAGAGACAGAGAGAGGCUUCGAGUUGCAAGAAGGAAAGAGGAGCUAACGGAACCAUUCGCCAAGUAAAUAGUGUGUCCAUGAUAGACCGGAUGGCAAGAGUUUUAUUUCCUGCUAGUUUUGGAUUAUUGAAUCUAUUAUAUUGGAUUAUAUACGUUACUUAUCAAGAAGAAUUCACAUGGACAAGGAUGGAUUCUUUGAAUUGAAAAAAUAUAAUUUUCUAAAAUAAAUGAGAGAAUUCCCGGAGUACUGUACCGGCAAAAUGACCAAAUGACUGGACUAUCAUGGGAGUAAUGGAGUAAUGGAAUCUACAAUAUUAUAAUAGGUGGC
Molecule: messenger RNA, 1522 nt
Organism: Ctenocephalides felis (cat flea)
Lineage: Eukaryota; Metazoa; Arthropoda; Insecta; Siphonaptera; Pulicidae
Product: gamma-aminobutyric acid receptor alpha-like
Exons: 13
Coding region: 1-1398 (465 amino acids)
Biological process (GO): regulation of membrane potential; monoatomic ion transmembrane transport; signal transduction
Cellular component (GO): membrane; synapse; neuron projection
Molecular function (GO): extracellular ligand-gated monoatomic ion channel activity; neurotransmitter receptor activity; GABA-A receptor activity
Source: RefSeq, a predicted model, not a curated record